AUGUAUAAAACUGCCGCGUUCGUUAUUAGCAGUCUAGUAAAUACAAUCGAUAUGUAUUUACUACCACUUAUUCUCCUUUUGGGGUCAGCAAUCAGUGCUGCUUCGUCUCAACAGGUCACGGACACAAUCAUCGAUGAUCGUGCUGAAAGAUACCCUUUACCCAAUGAUGUACAACCUUCCUUCUAUGACCUCAUACUGUACUUUGAUCCAAACAGCCCUGAAAGUUUUAAUGGCGAAGUCACCAUCACAGCCACGGUUGUAAACAAUACAAAUCAAAUAGUUUUACAUGCCAUGGAAAUGUCUAUUGAAGAAAUCCAAGUUACUGUUGUCCCAGCACCACCAGGCGCAAUCGCAGGCGGAAAUUUGUAUUCAAGUUAUUCGCAGGCAGAUGAUGAUACUCACUUGCUGCGGAUUUAUUUGACUCAACAAUUAGUAACUAAUCAAAAUAUAUAUAUUAGAAUCAGAUAUACUGGUCACUAUGCAGCAAAUAUGUUUGGUGCUUACGUGUCAACAUAUGUUGAAAACGGACAGACAGUGAGCCUCGUGACAUCUCAAUUGCAGCCUACAUUUGCCCGUCGGGUCUUCCCAUGCUUUGAUGAGCCAGCUCUCAAGGCUAUCUUCAGGACCACUAUCUAUUCACGUCCAACGCACACCGUAGUGAGGACCAACAUGCCAUAUAGAGCCAAUGAACUAAAACAAAACGUAACAGGAUGGGACAAAUAUGAAUUUGAAGACACUCCAAUAAUGUCAACAUACCUGCAUGGAUUCCUCGUCUCAAAUUUCGAGACCGUUACUAACCAGCAGGAAAUCUUCAAUGUUACCUUCAGCGUCUAUUCAAGGCCAGGAACUCAAGAAAGUGCUGCCUUCGCCAUGCAAUUUGGUCAGGAAAACAUGGCCUCGUUAGUUGAUUACUAUGAUUUUCUGUAUUACCUGCCAAAAUUGGAUAAAGUAGCUGUACCCGAUUUCGCUGCUGGAGCUAUGGAAAACUGGGGUAUAGUUAUCUACAGAGAAAUAGCGCUUCUGGUGACAGACGGUGUAACUACCACGGCAAGCAAACAAAGUGUAGCCAGGCUCAUCACACACGAGAAUGUACACCUUUGGAUUGGAAACGAAGUCACGCCUAUCUCUUGGACUUACCUAUGGCUGAGCGAAGGUUUCGCUACCUUCUUUGACCACUAUGCCAUUGAUAUCAUUCGACCAUCAUGGCGUAUGAGAGAUCAGUUCCUGCUUAUACUACAGAAUGUCUUUCAAGCGGAUGCUGUAAACAGCGUCAAUCCCAUGACAUACCCUGUCUAUACUCCUGCUGAAAUCUUAGGAACUUUCAACGCGGUUGCUUAUCAAAAAUCCGCAUCCGUGAUUCGCAUGUUGCAACACAUUCUUACACCUGAAGUAUUUCAACUCGGAGUCAGAUUGUACAUAAGAGCUAUGUCUCGCAGAGCAGCACAUCCUUCCGACCUAUAUCUUCACUUCCAGAACGCCGUGGCGCAGGCCAAUUAUAGUAUUUCUUACACUGUGGAGGAAAUCUUGGCGCCGUGGGUUAACCAAGGCGGGUUCCCUGUACUCACGAUUGAACGAAGCGCAAGCACUGCAAAUUCUGUUGUCGUAUCUCAGGAACGUUACCUUACUGCUAGGGCGAAUUCUACAGAGCGUUGGCUUGUUCCCGUCAACUGGGUACUAUCCUCAUCCCCUGACUUUAGUGACACUAAACCUAUGGCCUGGAUACAAUCUCCAUUACCUGCUCGAUCAAUUGACAUUCCCGAACUUUCUUCAGCUGAGUGGUUCAUCUUCAAUAAACAACAGACUGGAUACUAUAGGGUGAAUUACGAUGUACAAAACUGGAUAGCGAUUGCAGGAGCACUUCAUACAAAUCAUGAGGUCAUUCAUGUUCUUAACCGAGCAAAUCUUCUGGACGAUGCCUUCAACUUAGCCAGAAAUGGUCGUUUGAACUACAACGUUGCUUUUAAUCUGUCUCGUUACCUGAUUCAAGAGAAAGAUUACAUUCCAUGGGGUGCUGUCAAUCCUUCCUUCACUUAUCUUGAGGUGGCACUUAGUGCUUCCAACGCAUACCCAGCGUUCCAGAAUUAUCUGCUUAAUUUGACUGCACCUUUAUACCAAGAACUUGGCUUUGACGCAUCUGCGACUGAAGACCACGUGACGGCUUUCCACAGGAACAUCAUCUUAAACAUUAACUGUCGUCACGGCAAUACCGACUGUGUUAACACAGCCACGCAACUACUGGAAGAUUUGAGGCAAAACCGAACUCAGCAUCUGAACCCUGAUAUCCAGAUCCUUGUCUAUUGUUCUGCUCUCCGUGGAGGUAGUGAAGAGAAUUUUAAUUUCCUCUGGGACUUGUACCUCAGAUCAACUGAUUCUGGCGAGCAGUCUAUCUUACUAAAUGCACUGGGAUGUACUUCCAAUGCGGAACGGCGUACUUUCUACCUGAACCAAGUAAUUGCCACCAAUUCCCAAGUGAGAGAACAAGACAGACAUACAAUUGUCGUCUCGGUCAUCAAUUCGAGUCCUGAAUCCUUGGAUGCGGCUUUGGACUUUAUUCAUGAAAACUUCCAUCUCAUCCAACCAAGAGUUCAAGGUCUAACUGGCACUACCAAUAUUCUGAAUGCUUUGGGCAGAAGGCUCACAUCUGAAGAUCAUUUGACGAGGUUGACACAGCUUGUCAGCCGUCAUCAAUCAGUAUUCACCGCGGGUGAAUGGGCCGCGCUUGCUGGAGUUCAAGAAAACAUUGCUGCAUCGAUUACAUGGACUACUGAAAACGAGGCCAGCGUAGAAGCCUGGCUUAAUGAGAAUUACGGCAGUGGCGCAGCAGCAAUCACUUCCGGGAGAGCUAUAAUUGAUGUGACAAUAACAGAAAUAGACACAAGAGACCAACCGAUAAGAUUACAUCGAAGAAACUUAGAAAUUGACUCCAUAACUUUUACACUUGGAGGAACAAGCGUCUUUGAUGCUCGUUUCGAAGACGGCGAGGAAGACGAUAUUUUGAUUAUUUUUACUGACCAAAUUUCAUUGACAUACACAUUCUAUAUUGAGUACAGAGGAUCCCUUGCAAUGGCGGGAAGAGCCUUCUACGUGGGACAUCACGGUGACAUCUCGUACUUGGCAAUGAAUUUACAUCCGACCUAUGCAAGACAAGUAUUCCCCUGCAUGGAUGAGCCCACAGAACAAGCGGUGAUAAAGUUUACAUACAAUAAUGUGGAAUUUAAUACAUUGUUGUCCAAUUCUCAGUUGGAGGAAGGCACCACAAAUGAAUUCCGCGCUAUCGAGGGUCCAGCUCACGGUUGGGGUAUGAUAGCCCACAAUUUCUUAAACAUCAACUUACCCACUGCUAACGUUCUUUUGCACGCACGACCUGGUUUACAAACCCAAGAUGCACAGGCUUCAGUGGCUAUCAACUCUUACUUCAAUAAUUUGCAAGAAUGGACCGACAAAGAUUAUUUCACCAUCCAUUUAGAUCAAGAUGGAAGACUGAAUAUUGUCGCAUUACCUGAUGUAUCUACCAAUUGGCAUUCUCUUUCUGUUAUUGGAAUUUGGGAGCCUCACUUAUUAAUGGAAGCACAACACUCAAUCAAGCAAAGGAAGACAGCUUUCUACGAAAUAGCGAAUGCGAUAGCAAAACAGUGGUUUGGAUAUGUAAUUCACCCCGAGAAUUGGCGUUUUGAGUGGGUCGUUUCUGGUCUAGCUUCUUACGCGGCUUAUGAAAUGAUGAGAUUGUUCCAAACAAACGAUUUGAUUGAAGAUGUUACUCUCUUAGACGUCAAUACGUUGUUUGUGACUGAUGUCAUCCAAGAGAGUCUGCUUCGUGAUGCUUAUGUGGGCACUGAGCCUUUGGAGGCAAGCGGAGACUUGUUUAAUGAAAAUGAUAUCAGAGACCACGUUAACGGCCUGCUUAAACUAAAGGCUCCAGCGCUACUAAGAAUGAUGCGAAUUGUGCUAGGUGACCCAGAUCAGGAUUUCAUACAAACUGCAGCUAGAUCAUUGCUGAAUCGAAGAGCAAUGGAUACGGUCCAUUCUUUGCAUUUGGUGGAUGCAAUCAACAGCGAUUGGCUAGCAGACGGCAAUCAUGAUAUGAUAGAUAAUGUUCAUGAUUUUCUAGGCCAAUGGAAAGAUAUCGCGGGCUAUCCUCUUUUGCAUGCUAGCGUAAGACAGGGAGGAGUUCUAGUAACACAGGAACAUUUUAGUUUUGGAACGCAGCAGGUACGGAACUUCCCAAUACCCAUAACAUUUACCACUAGUGUUGUUCCAAAUUUCUUAAAUUAUCACCCGUCAAUGGUGAUUGAUGGCAGUUUCACGAUUCCUGUUAUUGUAGGACCAGAAGAUUGGAUAUUGUUUAAUAUUCAGGGUCAAGGUUACUAUCGUGUUAACUAUGACGAUAUACUUUGGGAAAGAAUUAUUGAAACUCUUGAAGACCCAGAGACGAGAGAAAUAAUACAUCCACUAAAUCGUGCUACUCUCGUCGACGACGCCCUGAACCUAGCAAGAGCAGGAAAACUACAUUACGACAUUGCAUUCAGAGUUGUUCUCACAAUGGAGCAUGAAACAGAAUACGCUGUCUGGAAAGCUUUCGUCAGAAAUAUGGAGUUUUUGAGAAAACGUCUUCUACCCUAUGUUGCUGUAAAUGAAUUAUAUCCUGACAUUUAUCUACGAAUGGUGCGCAGAACUAUUCAUGCGGUUGAAGAAGAAUUAGGAUUUGAACCAGAGUUAAAUUUGCUCGAGCCAGCUAUGCAUACACUAACUAGAGGUUUAGUGAUGGAACAUGCUUGUAAGGCCAAUUAUGACCCAUGUAUUGCUGCAGCAGUAGAGUUGUUUUGGGAUCAAAACAAUGGUGAAAUUGUUAAUCCUAAUAUUCCACAUGAGAUAAGACCAGCUGUGUACUGCACCAUGGUUAGAGAAGGCGAAGAGGAUAUUAUUGAAGCUUUGGAGGAAAGACUUAACCUUGAAAACACACUUUACGAGAGACUAGUUAUUUUAGAAUCGUGGGCUUGCUCACAAGAUGGAGAUUUUAUCAUGUCGCUUUUAGAAGAAACCAUAUCGGGAAAUACUUAUAGUGUUGAAGAACGUAGUAAAAUCUUCGCUGCUGUAGCGGAGAGCAGUUACGACAAUGCUAUGAUUGCUCUUAAUUUUAUGUCUGCGAAUGCCGAGCAGAUAAUUGAGAUGUAUGGUGGACUUGAAAGGUUUGAAGCGCUCAUAUCAGUUUUAGCUGAUAACAUGGCCGAUAAUGAUGCAGCCUCACAAUUCCAAAUUUGGAGAAACGCCCAGGACAACAAUCUGGGUAACUCAGCAAAUGUAGCACAACGAGCUAUCCUUACAAUUUUCCAAAACUUAAAUUGGAACGAGGCCAACAUUGAGGAAGUCUACGAAUGGAUAGAUGAGAAUGAUGCCUCAACGAUUGUAUUAUCUUUUGCAGCAUUUUGCAUCUCAGUAAUGGUCACAUUAUUGAAUCAUUAA
Molecule: messenger RNA, 5460 nt
Organism: Arctia plantaginis
Lineage: Eukaryota; Metazoa; Arthropoda; Insecta; Lepidoptera; Erebidae
Source: the annotation of a GenBank genome assembly